Molecule: messenger RNA, 6052 nt
Organism: Motacilla alba alba
Lineage: Eukaryota; Metazoa; Chordata; Aves; Passeriformes; Motacillidae
Gene: MYRIP
Product: myosin VIIA and Rab interacting protein
Exons: 21
Coding region: 400-3279 (959 amino acids)
Biological process (GO): intracellular protein transport
Cellular component (GO): cortical actin cytoskeleton
Molecular function (GO): small GTPase binding; myosin binding; actin binding
Source: RefSeq, a predicted model, not a curated record
CGGGAGCUGCCGCCGUCGGCACCGCAGCAGCACUCGGCGCGUCCGGCGGGGCGGGGAGGGCUGAAGGCGACAGCGACAGCAGCAGCGGCGGCGGCAGAAGCAGCAGCAGCAGCAGGAGGAGAAGGAGAAGGAGGAGACAGCGGUUCUCGCCUUGCACCGGCCGGUGCGGAGCGGGACCAGGGCACCUGUGCCCGGCGGCUCCGCGCAGGUGGUGGCCGGAGGCCGGCGCGGGGCGGCCGCAGACCCCGCCGUGCAUGAGCGACGGGACGCAGCCGCCGGCGGUGGCUCUGCCUGUGCCCCAGAGCGAGGCGCUUUCCGCCCGGCUGCCAUUGUGGUGCAGCCCUCGCACUUGGCCGGGGAUAUUCCUUAUAGUUAUUCAUAUCCAGGACCCAGUGUAUAAUGGGGAGAAAACUGGACCUUUCUGGCUUGACUGAUGAAGAAGCAGAGCAUGUGCUCCAGGUGGUUCAGCGAGAUUUCAGCCUCCGUAAGAAAGAAGAGGAAAGGCUGAGUGAAAUGAAGCAGAAGUUGGAUGAAGAGGGUAACAAGUGCAGCAUCCUUUCCAAGCAGCAGAAGUUUAAUGAGCACUGCUGCAUUCGCUGCUGUUCCCCUUUCACAUUUCUUAUCAACAGCAAGCGACAGUGCCAAGACUGCAAGUACAACAUCUGCAAGAGCUGCAGCACUUACCAGAAGAAGGAGAAGGCUUGGAUUUGCAGUGUCUGUCAGCAAGCAAGGCUCCUAAGGACCCAGUCUCUGGAUUGGUACUAUAAUAAUGUCAAAAGCCGCUUUAAGUGUUUUGGAAGUGCCAAGGUCCUGAAGAACUUGUACAAGAAGCAUAGACUGGAAAGUGGUCUUUGUCCUGAUGCAAUAGCAGAAGGAAGUUUGUAUGAAGGAAGCUUUGAGAAUGAAGGAAGCAUUUGUGGCAGUGACUCUACCUUCUACCAACAGACAGAAGGACACAGCAUGAUGGAUACCCUUGCUGUGGCCUUACGUGUUGCAGAGGAAGCAGUGGAAGAAGCUAUUUCUAAGGCAGAGACCUACAGUGACAGCCUGGACAAGCAGAAUGAAGCUUGUUACUUGCAGGAGCACAAGGAGGACCUCAUAGAAGAGCUGGCCACAACCAUUGUGCAGAAGAUUAUAAAGAAGCAGAAAAGCAAACCCGAGCAGGCCGAGGCCGACUUGGAAUGGCCGCCAUCGCGAAGCAGCGGCUUGGCGUCCGGCGCCGUCUCAGACCAGAGCAUGCUUACGUUCCCAGGGAGCCGCAGGGGCUCCUACACCUUGUGGAGGUCUCAGUCUGCAUUCUCCCUGGCUAGUGAAGAUAUGGCCAGUAAAGGACAAGACCCUGCAUCAUCUGUGGCCGAGGCUCUUGGGAGGCAGCAAAAGGGACAGUCCAGGAAGCAGAAGGAACGCAAGCGCUCUGCUUUACCCAGCUGGAAGAGUGUAGACAGGCUAAAUGAAACAAGUGACCAAGCGCUGGAACAGGUUGCCCAGAGAUGCUGUGGAGUCCCCCUCGCUGAAGAUAUUCAAGAACCUGGAUGCAAUCCUGUGCCAUGUGCAGGUCCGCCUUCUGUUUUCCAAAGCACCGAUGGAAACUGGGUGGCUUUGCAGAAUGUCACUCUGCCUCGUCCUCGAAUGCUCGCCAAACCAAAGAGUCAGGUGUUCAAAGCUUUGGAGAACGAGUCCAGCAUUGUGUCUGCCUAUGACGAGAUGGGCUCGGACAGUGAGGAUGACUAUGACUGGAACGUGGCCUUGAACAAGCUGCGGCGGAGACCUCGACAAUUGCCAGAUGACUUCUAUUACUCCAAUUCCCAGUAUGGCACCGAGUGGGUUUAUAGCAACGAUCAGCACCAGGCAGUAACCUCCCCCUCCUCUGGGUUAUACACCAAUACUGAGACACUGUUCUCCGAUUCGGAAACAUCUUCAGUAAACUCUUCCCAGGAAGCUAAAGGACCUAGCAAACUUCUCUGGUUGCAAAGCAGAACUCAAAGUGAUAUGCCCAGAAUGGAAAAGAAGCACUUCCAUGGGGAACUAGAUGUAAAUUUCAAUCCACAGGCAACUAGCUUGGAGUAUUCGGACAGCAGUGAGACUGAAGGAGUCCAUUAUGAUUUAGAAAAGAGAUCAAGAAGGUGGAAAAAGAACAAAGCCAUCUCUGAAGAUUUAUGUGAAGAAAAGAAUCAGGCAAAAGCCAACAAGAUGAAUUUAAGUCAGGAUUUUGAUGAUUUAUCAGAAACAGAUAUAAGCAACGAGGAUCAGCACCAUGAUGUCAAGCCUGAACUUAUGGAGGAUGAGCUUAAAUCCAGGUUAUUUCAGCUUGCUGCUAAAAUGAGUGACAAGGAAACAUCAUCUGGUGAAGAACAAGAGUCAGAACCUGGAAUAGAUCUGGAAAACCAGAAGGAGAGUUUGUCCUCAGAGGAAAAUGGCAGAAGUAUCCAGGAAGAGUUAAAGAAGUUUACAGGUAAGAUUUUCCCUCAAGAAUCCCAGGCCCUUGAGACCUCUGGGAAAGCCUGGAGCAGUGAAGGCUUAUCCUUGGUAGAGGAAGAUGAUGAAAAACAAAAGGCUUUUGAUCUUCAUUUAAAGCUGCAGUUUUUAUCCACUGUAUUGCAGCAGAAGUACUCUGCUGUCUCUCUCUGCAACAUAUCUACAGAAGUCCUGAAAGUCAUCAAUGCCACUGAAGAACUGAUAGCAGAAUCCACAGAUCCCUGUGACUUCCCAGACGACAUUCAGGACAGAGGAAGAGGAACCCUCCCACUGGGCACAGAUCCUGUCAGACUCGAUGAGCAGCUCACCACACUGGAAGAAAAUGUGUACCUGACAGCCAGCACGGUGUAUGGACUGGAGGGGCAGCUGACCAACCUGGAAGACGCCGCACGCAAGAUCAACAGUGUGACUGAGGAAUCUGAGCUGGCCGAUCUGGAGGAUCAGGUGGCCACAGCAGCUGCCCAGGUUCAUCAUGCAGAGCUUCAGAUUUCAGAUAUUGAGAGCAGAAUAUCAGCUCUCACUGUUGCAGGCUUGAACGUGGCUCCCUGUGUUCGCCUGACAAGGAAACGGGAUCAAAAGCAAACAAACCAGAUGCAUACAAUAGACACAUCAAGACAGCAGAGGAGAAAACUUCCAGCUCCACCAAUAAAAGGUGAAAAAAUAGAUGGCUCUCCAGUUACCACUGUCAGAACGUUUAACAGAAACUUCAUGCUUCAAGGAUCUCUAACACAAAGAACUAAAGAAAGGAAAAGCACUGCCAAGGACUUAAUGGAACCUGCUAUAGGAUCUGCUGUGAUGUACUAAACUUACUCUUCCCUACUGCCAAUAACACACUGCCUAAGGCUGUACACUAGAGUGCCUUUUCUUAACAGCCAUUGUGUAUGUCCAGCUGAAAAUGGACCCUCAAGAACCCACAGAGCCUCAGUUAUAGGGCUUCAUUUGGAUACCUCACUGGGAAAGCUGUCCAAGUCUUCAGCAUUGUGGUCCGCUACAGGAAACUCUGCCUUAAAGUUCUCAGAGGACUCUAGACAGGAUGCUAUGUUUCAAAAGCAAGGCUCCACAUUUUAAGAUGCACUUUUUCUCCCUCUCGAUUGUACUGAAGUAUGUAGUCUUUAAACUGCAGUAUGUUUUUGUACACUCAAUCAGUCAUAAUUACAGGCCAGGUAAUCUGCCAAAGCAGACCUGUGAUCCAUAUUUGCUGGCCUCUUACUAUUCAUGUGGGCAUCUGUCUUGUCGAGCAAUAAGAACAACUCUGUGCAGUGUGUGCUGCUUUUCAGCUGCAGGGAGGGAGAGGAGAAUUUGUGUACCUCGCUCUGCUCCCAGGGAGUCAGUGGAAGUCUUGGGAGGGUUGGUAGGAGGAAGAAGACUUCUCUGUUCUCUGAGACUACAUCUCACAGAUUGAAUGUUCCAGCUCCAGAGCUAGGGGUGUUGCUCUAGGCAGCAGGGGUGUCAUGCUGAACCAGGAACUGCUGGCCACACAUGUGGACCAGAUGUCUGCUGAGCUGGGAUCCCAGUGUCUGGAAACAUCUGAACACUGUUAAAGAAACCAACACCUUCAUACGUCUUGUUCUUGGCAGCACUGUCCACUUCAUGGUGGCCAACCGUGCUGUAGUUCAGAAUAAAUUGUGUCCAAACCUUUAAGAUUGGAAAAAAGAGGUGAAAGUGUUGGGGAUGAGAUCUCUGCUGAAUGACUGAUGGUUGUGGGGUGGCUGCAGCUUGCAAGAGAUUCCUCUCUGAUGUUCACUGGUGUUUCUGAGAAGGAGGCAAAUGUAGCCCAGACAUCAGUUCCUAUACUAGUCUGGAGCCACUAGCAAGUAGCUUGGCCUUUUGCUGGUGCCACAUGGACUCCACUACUACUGGACCACUCUGAAUUGGAUUGUGAAUAGUAAUAUUCUUUCCUUCAUUUCUUGAGACCCUUAACUAGAGUGAGUCAAACUAGAAGGCCCUUUGGCAGAUGCCCAGGAGGGAGGAUGCUGCUUACAGGGUGUCCCUCUCACCCUUUUGAGGGAGAACAUUGCCAAUUUGUGCAUUUUUUUGCUCUGAAGAAUACAAAGAAGGUAGUCAGAGGAGGUGAUAAGCCAGUGAAUCCCUUACCUUCCACACCAGUUGCAGAGCAGGUACCCAAGUGCAGAUGGGGUUGAUGUGAAAUGUGCUGUGAAGGAAAGCAUGGGCUGGCAAGUUCCCCUCGGCAUUAAGGAGGGGUGAGCUCUCCCAACAGCUGUGGGUACCAGGAAGGAGGAGAGUUCCUUCGUUCCCUGGGCUCCUAGUGAACACCCACAAGCAGAGCACCACAUGAUACCUGCCAUGCAGCAGGAAAGCAGUUCCCUGGGACACCAGGCCAUGAAAUGUCUGUGGCUGGGCAAAUACAAGCAAAACUGGGCAAAUUUCCUGACUAGGCUGAAUUAGGGGGUUGAGUGGGGGAGAAAAGAAAUGGCUGGAUGGGUUGAUUGGAAAGACAGUGCCAGUUGCAAAUCUGCCAUCCACAUUUGACAUCUAGCUUGUCAGUACUCUGAUGUCCAGCUGCAUGUGAGGAACCCUUGGAAUUAAUACAACCAUCUUCCCACUUAAAAUACAUAAGUGUGACUCCAUUCCUUCAAGGAAUUUUCAUCUGCCCAAGAUUUGACCCAAUGUCUCCAUCCUGGGUGAAAUUAGGCCUUCUUUUACUCUCACACAAUAUUAGUUCUCUCAAAUUGGUUUGCACAGAUGUGAGGGAAAAAUUUGGCCCACUCUGUUUAAUAUAUAAAUAUAUAUAUAAAACAAAAAGAUUUUAUUUAUAUAUGCAAUCCAGUAAAGGAAAUUAAACAGAGUAGGAUGCCUAGUAAUUUUUUGUUUUUCAGUCUCCUCCUCCAUUGACUGUUCUUGUGUAUGUAUACAAUACAUUCCCAGGUUCUGGUUUAUGCAGGUAUGCGUGUUAUGAAAUGUCAUUAAUGGUGGUUGGUCUGCAUAUUCGUCUAAUAAAUAAUAACUAAUAUUGUGUAUGUAAUAUCAAUACAGAAAUGACUAAUUUUAAUAGAAUAACUCUCUGGCUUUUGUUCUGUUAGUGUGAUUUAAACAAGCCAACAAAGUUUGGAGUAGGUUUUCCUUAAGAGGCAUGAAAAGCAACUAUUAUCGUGUUACAAUGUUAAAAUAUUCAGUCUUCUUUGACAGACAAAUGUGUACUGUGUAGGCAUUGCAAAAAAAAAAAAAAACUUAAAAAAAAUCCCACCUGCUCUAAGCAUUUGAAUUUUUACAAAUGUUUAUUGUGCCAAAUAUGUGCAAAGAUAUAAUUUACUGUUUUAAAAAAUCAUAAAAGCAUAUGUUAUAGCACACAAAGAAUUAUUUUGUCAUCAGGUGAUUUCAAUCUUUAGUGUUAAUAUUUAUAUUUAGAUUAAUUUUUAUAAAUGAAAAUAUUUUAAUGGGUAAAAUGAAGACUAUAUGACCUAUUUGAUUAAGUCUGAGUGAAUAUUAAGCUUGCCUUGUUGUUGUUAUCUGCAUACUCACCAAGAAUUAUUGUCAAGAGAAAUUAUAAAAGAGUAAAAGCGAUUUAUGAAAAGAAUGCCUUUUCAACGACUUGAUUUAUAAAGAAAACCAAAAAUUU